CUAAUUGCAGGCUAAAUCUAUCUAUGUAUAACUAUAAAUACAUUAACAAUUAAUUAAAGUUUAGUCUUCAUGUAUAAAUAGAAGGUUCCUUUGGAGUUUUUGGGUAGAUAAUAUUGAAUUGUUUGGUGCAAAUUUUUGGUUAGGGAGAUCGCUAAGAGGAAGAUUAAUGAUGAAGAAGCAGCUGAGGUUUUCAAAGUUAAAAAGAAUGGUGAAACAGCAAAAGGGGAAGCUCUAUAUUAUGAGGAUUUGCAUAACUAUGCUUUUGUGUUGGGACAAGUACUCUUAGAUUCUCUAUUUUUCAGAUUUGUUUUACCUUCAAUUUUGUUUUAUCUUUUGUCAUCAUUGUGUAAAUCACAUUUUAUGAGGAUUUGCAUAAUUAACUAUACUUUUGUAUUACAAUUACUCCUAGAAUCUAUAUUAAUAGGAUGAUUUAGU
Messenger RNA from Capsicum annuum, 435 nucleotides. Its product is annotated as small polypeptide DEVIL 11-like. The record is from RefSeq and is a predicted model, not a curated record. The transcript has a single exon. The coding region runs from base 167 to 286 and encodes 39 amino acids. Gene Ontology annotation, biological process: negative regulation of cell population proliferation. NCBI's taxonomy places the organism in Eukaryota, Viridiplantae, Streptophyta, Magnoliopsida, Solanales, Solanaceae.